UAUAUUGUUAUAUUAUUAAAUUAAAUAGGAAGAAUUAUAUAGUUUUCAUGAUCCAUUUCGACUGUUUUUUAGACGCUGUAAUGGAUGAACACAAAGAAAAUGAUGAUGAUGAUGAUUGCUACGUUACUGUUAUGCCUGAUGAUUUCGAUACCCCAGAACCAGAGUCAACUACAGUUUUAUAUAGUACACAGACGGAAUUGUGGAGUGAUCAAGAUGCAAGUACCAGUAAAGACCAGGAAUUGAAUGUUAUAACACCUCAACAUUUUACAUCUAAUGCCAAACAGACGGAAUUGUGGAGUGAUCAAGGUGCAAGUAGCAGUAAAAAACUGCAAUGGAAUUUUGUUACACCUCAUAAUUUAAAAUACAAGAAAAGCACUCCUCUCAGAAGCAAUAACAAACGUCUCAAGAGUAGGACUGCAGAGGCAACAAAAUUAUUAAAUCAUAAAGAUCAGCUAACCGAAUUGCAGAUUAAAUGUUUAGAGCAGGAGUUUAAAAUCAAUGAAGUCAAAAAGAGGAAUGUUAUUUUGGAAGAGCAAAAAUUAAAACUAGAAAUAGAAAAAAUGUUGUUGGAAAUAGAAGUACUUAAAAAAAAAAAUAAAGACCCAUAAUAACUAAUAAUAAAAAUAAUGAAUACAUAUUUACAAUGAA
Aphis gossypii (cotton aphid) is the source of this 648-nucleotide messenger RNA. RefSeq lists its product as uncharacterized. The transcript has 5 exons. The coding region runs from base 48 to 608 and encodes 186 amino acids. Lineage: Eukaryota; Metazoa; Arthropoda; Insecta; Hemiptera; Aphididae. The record is from RefSeq and is a predicted model, not a curated record.